AUGCAUAGGCCCGAUUCAGAAUCCGAUUUAUAUUCGACAAAUGGACACUACGUGCUGGCUGAGGCCGACUUUGAUCUGGCGCUCUCGCUGAUGCCAACCCACUCGAAUGCUCGUAAUUACAUGGUGGAGACACUUGUGAAAUAUGCAUCGCUGUUGGAAGUACAAGGUGAUUUGGAAAACGCGAAAAGCAAAUUCGAGAAAGUUUUGCGGCUAAAGGAAGACAGACGAGCGAGAACAGCGCUAGCGAAGCUGGAUAGGAAGAAGAGAAGUCCCUCUGUGGAAAUAUUGGAGAAUGAUAAUGACAAGCCUGAGUCGAAAAACGCAAAGCGCAGCGAUGUCGAAGAGGAAAAGCGUAAACGUCGAAGCACUCAAGAAGCUGAGCGAGAACGAAAGCGGGAACGUAAUGAUCAUCAAGAAACUGCGAGAGAUGGAAGCAUUCAUCAAGGCUGUCUUGAUUUGGCGAUUCAGUCGCUUCUACUGAACCAUGGCCUCCUCCCGUGUCCACUGUCGUUAGUACCGGAAUCGCCACCUCCAGGCCUCGUGAAGACCCUGAAUGGACUUGAAAAAGUUGGCCGUCCAGUAACGGCUCUCAAGGGUCUGGAUUGUAACCGGUACUGCUACGGACUUGUGUAUGGUAAAGGAUCCGAACUGGGAUAA
This is a messenger RNA of Ostertagia ostertagi, 657 nucleotides long. Lineage: Eukaryota; Metazoa; Nematoda; Chromadorea; Rhabditida; Trichostrongylidae. The record is from the annotation of a GenBank genome assembly.